AUGGCCAGCAGCGAGCGAGACGGCGACUUGUACGUGAACGUGACGAAGAACGCCAGUCGCGACGGCUUCGACGCCGUGGAGGAGCGACUGAGCACCGCCAGUGCGCGGCACUUGAUGGAGCAGGACGACGCAGACUACGCCAGCGUGCUGUACCCGAGGCCGUCGAUGGACGUCAUGUCGCCCACGUCCUCCAGCAGCAACGGCUCCGCUGCCGAGUUCUAUCCGACGGGUGAGAGUCGCAGCGACGCAGACAAGGAGAAGGAGCAUGUAGUGCGCGCCACGAGCGCCGCGGAGGACAAGAGAGGGGCUGAUGAUGCGGAAGUUACAGAUGACGAAGAGUGCAAAGGGCUUGGAGGUGUGGAGGAGAAAGACCAGGACCGGUUUAAACUCGCCAUUGCGCUGGACUUUGAGACAGAUACGAAUGGCGCGAUGAGCAUUGGCCCACCCAGCGUCACCCGGCAGACAUCCAGCAGUUUCUCCGAUCUGGGGGACUAUGAUGACUUUUCGUUCUCAGAUGCGAUCACAGUAAGUGGUGGAGGCGCUGGUAGCGUCGAAGGCGGCAGCAGUGCGGGCACGCCGACCACGUUCUACCCGAUUUACGAGAAUGACGCCUUUCGGUUUACGCACGGGAGUGUGAGUAGUUGUGGAUAUGGCAGCUACGACACGAUUGACAAGAUUCCUGGUGCCUUCAUGAACAGCCCCGCGAGAAGUGGACGCAGUGCUAAUUCACCCACAGUGUUGCGCCUAGACAACUAUGGCUACAGUGGAGGCCGCAUUACGCCUACCUUUCAACUGACGCAACCUGCGGAUGAGUCUCAGCCGUUGAUUGGAGAUAUUUAUCCAGUUUCUGGUGAGGUGGUGCGGCAGCGAGUCGACCAUGCUGCUUAUAUUAUAUUUUACAAGGGCGAUGACAGUGGCGAGGAGCAGAGCUCGAAGCAAGAUAUCCUGGGUUUGUCCUCUUCGUCCGAGGAUGACGGCGAUGGCGGCGAGUGGAGCGAAGAGGGCUCUGGCAGAGUAGCCCCACCUCGAUCGUACGCAUCGCUUGGUGCUGCUGGUCACAAAGUGCAAACCGACAACUGCUUCACGCGAGAUUACAAUCAUCCAACGCGGUCGCUGGGCAGAGGUCUGUUUCGCGCAUCUACAAGCGUUGGUAGUGCCUUCCUCAAGGGUGCGGCCGGCCUGGUAAACAAAACAUACCAAGGCGGGGCAAGUGGUGGUGUAUUUGGAUUCGCGAAAGGAUUGGGCAUGGGGAUGCUGGGUUUGGGAACGCAUACCGUGAAAGGUGCGGUCCGGGGAGUCGGGCAGGUGACACAUCUUGUUGGAGAAAUGGUGUUGGGGACUGCGCCGCACUUCAGCAUUGAUGGUACGCUAAUACUUACCAACUACCGUAUCAUCUGGCAAGCGCUCAGCACGAAAGAUGCGAUGGAGAUUCCUCUGGCUUCCAUCCUGUCCGCUGAGAGCUCGACGACAGCGCCUCACGUCGCCAACAUCGAAGGCAAACACCUACUGCGAGCCUCCUUGGCAUUCCAAGACGAGAACACGUGCUCCGAGUUCCUGAGCUGCAUUUGGGAACUGUACUCGACCGGUGGAUCUCCACCUCAUUUUCUGUUUGCGCACUUGCACUAUCAGGCGCUGCGGCAUAAGGAAGAGGUGAAGUCCGUGACUGGAACAGGAUUGGAGACGCCGAAUGACCAGUUCUAUGACGCAGAGGAAGACUAUCGGAGGCUUAAGUUACUGGAUGAAGAUAGCUGGAUGCGGCUAUACGACAACUCGGACUACACCAUGUUCCCGUCAUACCCGGAGACUUUUGUGAUCCCGUCUGUGCUGGAUGAAGAUGAUCUUCGCGAGCUGAGCGCGUACCGCAGCGCAAGUCGUAUUCCGGCGGUAGUGUGGCGCCACCCGCACACGGGCGCGCUUGUCUGCCGAUGCGCACAGCCCUGUACUGGAUUAAGUGGAUACGUCGUGGAGGCUGAUCAGAAAAUGGUAUCGGCGCUUCAACACGCGACGAGUGCUUAUGGCGACGCGAAGUUUCACUUCUUCGACGCGAGAAGCCAAAUGGCAGCUGCGGCGAACUCAGCGCAAGGCAAAGGAACGGAAGACCCGCGGAAUUACCCGAACUCAGAGCUGCACUUCUGCGAUAUCGCGAACAUCCACGCCGUUCGCUCGUCGUUCGCUUCGCUAGCGUCGGUAUGCCAGCCGGGCCAAGAGCGUGAAAGUAGUGGGUGGCUGUUCCAGCUACGAAACACCUUUUGGUUCCUGCAUCUGUCGAACAUCCUCUCCACGUCGCAGGAAAUUUGCCGAUAUCUGUGCCAGAGCGAUUCCGUCAUGAUUCACUGCAGUGACGGAUGGGAUCGCACCCCUCAGCUCACAGCCAUGGUUCAGCUCCUGUUGGAUCCGUACUACCGGACAGUCCGAGGCCUGCUGUGCCUAAUUGAAAAGGAGUGGUGCUCUUUUGGACACAUGUUUAGAUACCGCUAUGGCCAAGGCGAAGGACCAGGUCAGCAGGAACUCGAGGAGCAGUCCCCCGUGUUCAUCCAAUGGCUAGAUGCGCUGUGGCAGAUUUGGCGUCAGCAGCCUUGGGCGUUCGAGUUCAACGAAGCGCUGCUCUCGGCGCUCUAUGAGCACAUUUUUUCGGGGCUGUAUGGCAACUUUCUCUACAACAACGAGCGGCAGCGCAAACAAGAAGAGGCCGACGCCCCCACGCGCUCUUUGUGGUUCGUGCUUUUGGAGCAAAUGGAGAAGUACGUCAAUGUGGAAUACGACAGCGCCAAGAACUUCAACAGCAUUGGCUUAAUCCUUCCCUUUUCUUCCGAGGAAAACGAUUUGGUUAUGUGGGCGAACCACUUGGUCUAUGCUGACCCUGUCUGCCGGAAAUACGACUGA
Phytophthora sojae is the source of this 2883-nucleotide messenger RNA. RefSeq lists its product as hypothetical. NCBI's taxonomy places the organism in Eukaryota, Oomycota, Peronosporomycetes, Peronosporales, Peronosporaceae. Gene Ontology annotation, biological process: dephosphorylation. The record is from RefSeq and is a predicted model, not a curated record. The transcript has 2 exons. Gene Ontology annotation, molecular function: phosphatase activity. Bases 1 to 2883 code for a protein of 960 amino acids.